AUGAAGACAACGACAAUGCUCUUGUGUCUCAUCACGAUGCUCCUAAUAGCCUCCGCGUAUUCCGACGAACAGGCGGGUAUGCGUAUCGGCAUGGCGCACCGUGACACACUCUCACCGAAGCCAACACCUUUCCAUCGCAUUGAAGACAUUAUGGGCAUGGACCAAAAGCGUCACGGCCUCAUUUCUCAGAAAAUAAAAUCAAAGAAAGGUGGAGCGAAAAUGUCGCUGGGAUCAGGUUUCGACUUCGGAGCGGCGCAGUAUUUCUCGGAGAUUAUGGUUGGAACGCCGGCGAAGAAGUUCAGGGUGGUGGUGGACACAGGGAGCGAGCUGACAUGGGUGAAUUGUAGGUUCCAUGGGCAAGGAAAGGAGACGCGUGAAGUCUUUAGAGCAGAGGAGUCGUCUAGUUUCAGAAAAGUUGGAUGCAAGACUAAGACUUGUACCGAUGAUUUGUCGAGAUUAUUCUCCCUCGCCAUUUGCCCUACCCCUAGAACUCCAUGCUCAUACGAUUACAGAUACGCUGACGGGUCAGUAGCACAAGGUGUAUUCGCUAAGGAGACAUUCACAGUCGGCCUCACCAAUGGUAGUGUAGCUACUAUCCGUGGCCUCCUCAUUGGCUGCAGCAGCUACUCAAAUGGUGGUGGCUUCCGUCAAGCCGAUGGUGUCCUUGGCCUAGCCUUUAGCGAUUACUCCUUCACUUCAAAAGCCACUAACAUCUUCGGAGGCAAAUUCUCAUACUGCCUCGUUGACCAUACUUCCAACAAAAACAUCUCCAACUAUCUCAUCUUCGGCUCUGUCCCUUCCUCAACCACCACGUCCCCUGCCAGACUAACCGCCCAGCUUGACCUCAAUGUCCUUCCUCCCUUCUACGCAAUCAACAUCGUUGGAAUCUCCAUCGGUGAUACCAUGCUCAACAUCCCUCCCCAAGUAUGGGACGUGAACAAAAGUGGUGGAACCAUCUUGGACUCAGGGAGCAGCCUCACGUUCUUGGCUGACGUGGCGUACAAGGCUGUUGUGUCAGGGCUAGAGCGUCACCUUGUUGGUGUGAAAAGAGUCAAACCAGAAGGUUUACCGAUAGAGUAUUGUUAUGAUACGAGCAAGUUCGACGAAAAAAAGCUGCCGCAGUUGUCGUUUCACUUCAAGGGUGGUACUCGUUUCGCGCCUUAUCGUAGAAGCUACUUGAUAGAUGCUGAGCCGGGAGUCAGGUGUUUAGGGUUUGUGUCGGCCGGAACUCCGGCGACUAAUGUCAUCGGGAAUAUAAUGCAGCAGAAUCAUUUGUGGGAGUUUGAUCUUGUGGCCUCGACCUUGUCUUUUUCUCCUUCUACGUGCCUUUAG
This is a messenger RNA of Eruca vesicaria subsp. sativa (arugula), 1332 nucleotides long. Lineage: Eukaryota; Viridiplantae; Streptophyta; Magnoliopsida; Brassicales; Brassicaceae. The record is from the annotation of a GenBank genome assembly.